Messenger RNA from Helianthus annuus (common sunflower), 2910 nucleotides. RefSeq lists its product as uncharacterized. The record is from RefSeq and is a predicted model, not a curated record. Gene Ontology annotation, molecular function: DNA helicase activity. The transcript has 6 exons. Gene Ontology annotation, biological process: DNA repair; telomere maintenance. The coding region runs from base 1 to 2910 and encodes 969 amino acids. NCBI's taxonomy places the organism in Eukaryota, Viridiplantae, Streptophyta, Magnoliopsida, Asterales, Asteraceae.
AUGGACAUCGAAGAUGGUUGUAGAGUUGGUAUUAAGCAUAGAGGGAUUACGGUUGAUAAUGAGUUUUUGGUUGAUGGAUACACGAUGAUAGAAUCUGCCAGGUUGAAUUAUAUAAGGUCACAACAAACUAAACUUAGAACGCAAAGUCUUAAGAACUUGAAUGCUAAUGUUGAAAGUGGAGAGAAUAAUGCCUCAAGUUGUGGUAAACCUAUACUUUUACCUUCAUCAUUUACUGGUGGUUCUAGAUAUAUGAUGCAAAAGUACUUGGAUGCUAUGGCAAUUUGCAAGUCUGUUGGAUAUCCCGAUUUAUUCAUAACGGUGACUUGUAAUCCAAACUGGCCUGAGAUUUACAGGUGUUUGCACGAUAAAGCUCUUAAUGCUGAAGACAGACCGGAUAUUAUCUCUAGAUUAUUCAAGUGUAAAUUGGAUCAUCUUAUAAAAGAUUUCAAGAAAGAUAAAUUCUUUGGUGAUAUACAAGUCGUUAUGUAUACAGUAGAAUUUCAGAAGCGUGGACUCCCACAUGCUCACAUAUGUUUGUUCUUGGGUGCUGAAAGCAAAUUUCCAACUGCAUCUGAUAUUGAUCGUGUUAUUAGUGCUGAGAUACCAGAUAAAGAAAGAGAUCAUGAGACUUGUGUUGAUUCUGAAGGAUAUCCUGUCUAUCGUCGUCGUCAAACAAGUAAUACAGUAGUUAAGAAUGGCGUGGCACUUGAUAAUAGAUUUGUAGUUCCUUACAAUGCUCUCCUCCUCAGAAAAUAUCAGUGCCACGUUAACGUUGAAUGGUGCAACCAGUCAGUUUCUAUCAAAUAUUUGUUUAAAUAUAUUAAUAAGGGGCCUGAUAGAGUCACGACUUCUGUUUUUCGAUCCAAUAGCACCAACAAUGAUACAGAACAGAAUGUAGCUGUAGAUGAGAUAAAAGCAUACCUUGAUUGUAGAUAUAUCUCUGCUUGUGAAGCUGCUUGGAGAAUAUUCAUGUAUGAUAUACAUUAUAGAUAUCCAACUAUUGAAGUAUUGCCUUUUCAUUGUGAAGAUGGUCAGAGUAUUGUGUAUAACGAUCAUGAUAAUUUGUGUGAUAUUGUUACUGAUCCAACUGUGAAAAUGACAAUGUUUACAAAGUGGAUGAAUUGUAACAAAGUUGAUGAAUUUGCCAGGACAUUGAGGUAUGUUCAGUUUCCAGGAUAUUAUGUAUGGAAAGCUAAAAAUCGCAAAUGGAAUCGAAGAAAGAAUCCGUAUGGAUCAAUUGGGAGGAUACAUUAUGUCCCACCAUCAUUUGGUGAUUGUUAUUACUUAAGGAUUUUACUGAAUCAUAUUAAGGGACCAACCUGUUUUGAAGACACAAAAACAGUUGAUGGACAGGUUUUUGAAACAUUUAAAGAUGCAUGUUUUGCACGGGGACUGUGGGAUGAUGAUAAGGAAUAUGUUAAUGCUGUCAAAGAAGCUAGCACAUGGUCAAACAGUGAUUUCUUGAGGACUUUUUUUGUAAUGUUGUUGCUGUCAAAUUCGAUAUCUCGUCCUGGUGUUUUUUGGUCGGAAACAAAGUCCUUGUUAUGUGAAGACAUUCUGUAUCAGCAACGAAAGAUAACUGGUAUUGCAGAUUUGGUUCUUCAACAAGAAGAACUUGAAAAUAUCUGUCUAUCUGAAAUUGAAAAGGUGCUACUUAUCAAUGGAAGUACAAUGAGAAAUUUUGAUGAUAUGCUAAGUGUUCCAGACAAUUAUGUUUCAUCAUCGAACAAUCGAUUGAUAAUGAAAGAACUAUCGUAUGACAGACUAGCUCUUCAAAGGGAACAUGAUGGUUAUGUAAAGUGUUUAACUGCCGAACAGGAAAGGAUAUAUAAAAUUGUUAUGGAAGCGAUUGAAAAAGGUGAUGGAGGUGUGUUUUUUGUAUAUGGUUAUGGUGGAACUGGAAAGACGUUUUUUUGGAAGACAUUCUUAGCUGCAUUACGAUCGAAAGGUGAAGUUGUAUUGAAUGUUGCAUCCAGUGGAAUUGCUUCACUUUUGCUGGAUGGUGGUAGAACUGCUCAUUCAAGGUUUGUAAUUCCAAUCAACAUUAAUGAGAAUUCAAUAUGUUCGAUAGAGCCUAAUACUGAGUUAGGUGAUUUAGUUAAAACAGCAACUUUGAUUAUUUGGGAUGAAGCACCUAUGACUCACAAGCAUUGUUUCGAGGCUCUCGAUAGAACAAUGAGAGACAUAUCACGUUCCAGUCAACCGAACAUGGAAUCCAAGCCUUUUGGGGGAAAGGUCAUUCUAUUUGGUGGUGAUUUUAGACAAAUUCUUUCGGUCAUCCCUAAAGGUACCAGAACAAUGAUAGUCAGUGCUUGUUUGAAUUCUUCUUAUAUAUGGCAAUACUGUCAAGUACUAAAGCUAACUGAGAAUAUGAGAUUAAGAGUUGGGUGUCAGGAAGCAGAUUUGAAAAAAAUAAAGCAAUUUGCAGAAUGGAUUUUAAAGCCUGGUGAUGGUCUGCUUGGUGAAAAAAAUGAUGGUGAGAUAGAUAUUGAAAUACCAGAUGAUUUACUUAUUCAUGACCAAGUCAAUCCUAUUUCUUCUCUCAUUUCAUUUACAUAUCCGAACAUGAAUAAGUUUUUGUGGGAUUUAACAUAUUUCCAACAAAGAGCGAUUCUUGCUCCAAGUAAUGAAGUAGUAGAUUCAAUAAAUAAAGAGUUGUUAGAGAGUCUGCCUGGUGAAGAGAAGAUUUAUUUUAGUUCAGAUAGUUUAUGCCAAUCUGAGGAAGAAUCAGAGCUUAACAUGGCAUUGUUUCCUCCUGAUGUGUUAAACAAUCUUUGUUUAUCUGGUUUACCUAGCCAUAAAUUAGUACUGAAACUUGGUGCUCCAGUGAUGUUACUCAGAAACAUUGAUCAGGCAAAUGGAUUGUGUAACGGUACACGUUUACAAGUCCCGAGCUCGAAAAAGUUGUGA